This is a messenger RNA of Bipolaris maydis ATCC 48331, 204 nucleotides long. The record is from RefSeq and is a predicted model, not a curated record. Lineage: Eukaryota; Fungi; Ascomycota; Dothideomycetes; Pleosporales; Pleosporaceae.
GGUAAGUGAUCCAAUUGCGAUGGAAUCUCCAUGCCCAAGGUGACCGUCAGAAUCCUACGUAAGAUGGUGGUUACCGUGCCAUUUGAGCGGCAUGGCGCGCUGCGUACGUCAAGACUGCAAGUGGGUGAAGACAUCCACCCGAGAACAGACGAUCCCCCGGAGUACAAUGACGGAGGGUGGGCUCGAAUACAAUCCAUCAUCUGC